UCGAGUGAUUGUAAGUGUGAUGAUCAUCUGCUAAAUGAGCAACAACGACCACAAUUCACUCCUUCAGUCAGUGAAGCUCCCACAGCCGUUCAUGAGAGUUUAAAUGCUGGGGAAUAUUCCCAUCUUCCCACAGGAGAAGAAGAAGCAAGCAGGAGGAAUUACUCCAGGAGAAACUACGGACAUACUAUUGUAAAGAUGGAGAUUAAGGAAGAACCCUGCAGAAUAAAAGAUGAAGAUACAGAGGAACAAAUAGGUUGGUAUGGAAAUGCAGUCGUUUCAAAGACUGAAGAGAAUUUCACACAGAAACAAGCUGGAAAAUCUGGAGUCAAAGGAUCUUUAAGCUGUUCUGAGUGUGGAAAGAGUUUCCUAUGUAAAUCAAAGCUGAACACACACAUGAAGAUUCACACUGGAGAAAGGCCUUAUACAUGCACUCAGUGUGGAAAGAGUUACAGACAUAAAAGACUCCUAAAUGAUCACAUGAGAAUUCACACUGGAGAAAAACCAUUCACUUGCUCUCAGUGUGGAAAGAGUUUCAGUCAGAAAAGCUCUCUCAAAGAGCAUCUGCGCCGUCACUCUGGAGUGAGAUCAUUCAGCUGUGAUCAGUGUGAUAAAACAUUUGUUUAUGAAUCAAGCUUAAGAAAACACCUUAAUGUUCAUACUGGUGUGAAGCCUCACUUUUGUUCUGUAUGUGGAAAGAGUUUUUCACAUCUUGGAUCUUUAAAACAGCAUGAGAGUAUUCAUACUGGUGUGAGACCUUAUAUGUGCUUUGACUGUGGAAAGACCUGCAUUUCAUCCGGCAACUUAAAAACACACCAGAGAGUUCAUACUGGAGAGAAACCGUACAAAUGUUCACACUGUGGAAAGAGAUUCUCUCGGUCAGGACACCUGAAAGUUCAUGAGAGAGUUCACACUGGAGAGAAACCGUACAAGUGCUCUUCAUGUGAGAAGAGUUUCACCCAAUCAUCUGCUCUACAGCGACAUGAGAUUCACACUGGAGAAAGGCCUUAUACAUGCACUCAGUGUGGAAAGAGUUUCAGUAUGAAAGGUAAUCUCAAAGAGCAUCUGCGCCGUCACUCUGGAGUGAGAUCAUUCAGCUGUGAUCAGUGUGAUAAAACAUUUGUUUUUGAAUCAGGCUUAAGAGAACACCUUAAAGUUCAUGCUGCUGUGAAGCCUCACUUUUGUUCUGUAUGUGGAAAGAGUUUUUCACAACUUGGAUCUUUAAAAGCGCAUGAGCGUAUUCAUACUGGUAUGAGACCUUAUGUGUGCUCUGACUGUGGAAAGACCUGCACUUCAUCCUGCAACUUAAAAUCACACCAGAGAAUUCAUACUGGAGAUAAACUGUACAAGUGUUCACACUGUGGAAAGAGUUUCUCUCAGUCAGGAAACCUGAAAGUUCAUGAGAGAGUUCAUACUGGAGAGAAGCCGCACCAGUGCUCUUCAUGUAGGAAGAGUUUCAGUCAUUUAUCUAAUCUACAGCGACAUAAGAAAAAUCAUUGUCCGAAGUGAGCAAAGUUCAGAUCCAUAACUUGUAAAUAAGCAAAAGAUGGAUUUACCUUCAAUACAGUAAUUUAAUCUAAAAUUA
Molecule: messenger RNA, 1582 nt
Organism: Rhinichthys klamathensis goyatoka
Lineage: Eukaryota; Metazoa; Chordata; Actinopteri; Cypriniformes; Leuciscidae
Product: gastrula zinc finger protein XlCGF52.1-like
Exons: 3
Coding region: 196-1506 (436 amino acids)
Source: RefSeq, a predicted model, not a curated record